Messenger RNA from Abrus precatorius (Indian licorice), 3169 nucleotides. RefSeq names its product protein IQ-DOMAIN 32-like. Gene Ontology annotation, molecular function: protein binding. The record is from RefSeq and is a predicted model, not a curated record. NCBI's taxonomy places the organism in Eukaryota, Viridiplantae, Streptophyta, Magnoliopsida, Fabales, Fabaceae. Bases 189 to 2708 code for a protein of 839 amino acids. The transcript is spliced from 6 exons.
GAGGGAAGGAAGACACGCAACACGGACUUCAAAGCAACACCAUAAGCUAGAUUUAAGGAGUGUGUUGAGGUCCGUGGUUUUUAAGUUUACUUUGUUACAUUUUCCAACAUACGGUAACUGAGUAGGUUGCUCUUUGUUUUAAUCGAGAUUGUGAGUGUGUAUGUGUGAAGUGUGAAACUGAGAGAGCCAUGGGGAAAUCGAGUUCCUGCUUCAGAUUAAUCACAUGUGGCGGUGAUCCGUCGGAGAAAGAUGAUCAUCACCAAGUAGUAUCGGAGAUCAAUUCUAAUGAUAAACGUGGUUGGAGUUUCCGGAAGAGAUCUGCAAGGCAUCGUGUGCUUAGCAAUACUGUGAUAACAGAGACCCCAUCUACUGCAAAUAAGGGGAGUUCUGAAUGUACAAGUAUUAAUUUUCAAUCAAUGACUGAACCUGCUGUUGUUGAGAAGGUUUGUACAACAAAUUUCUCUGAUGAGAAGCCCCAGUUAUCUAACUUGGCAAGCUCAGAAAUGUCAGAAACAAUUAUCACUGAAACUGAGGCAAAAGUGGAUGUCCAUCUACCUGAGUCUGUUGUUGUCAUUGUCCAGGCUGCCAUUAGGGGGUUCUUGGCUCAAAGAGCAUUGCUAAAGAGUAAGAAUGCAGUGAAGUUGCAAGCUGCUGUUCGAGGGCACUUGGUCAGGAAGCAUGCUGUGGGAACACUGCGUUGUGUGCAAGCUAUUGUUAAAAUGCAGCUCCUUGUGCGAGCUCGACAUGCUAAGCAGGGUAAUGAACAUCAUGUGAGUGAUGUAACCAAAUCAAAUGUGACGCACACUUCUGUAGAGAAGCUGCUCAACAAUAGGUUUGCUUAUCAGCUAUUGGAAUCCACACCUAAGAACAAACCUAUUGGUAUCAAAUGCGACCCUUCUAAAGCUGAUUCUGCUUGGAAUUGGUUGGAGAGAUGGAUGUCUGUUUCUUCAAAAGAUUCUGCCGAGUACAAGAGAACAACUUGUAUGUCAGAACAACCAGACAAAACCAAAGAUAGCACUUCUGUGACUCAAUUGGAAACAGGUGUUCCAUCUGAAGUUCUACUUCAGGUAGAAGACUCUAAGCCCACUGUUACUGAUUCACCUCUGCCAUCUGAGGAUGAAGAGAAGACAACAGCUCAUGAUACUAACAACUUCAACUUCGAAACUAGCCCAUCUACAUCUUCUCUUGUGCGAGAGAACUUGGAACAGGCUCCUACUGAAAAGACAAUUACUGAGGAUGCUAAAGUUACCUCAACUGAAGUUGAUUCUUACCAAAUUGAAAACAUGGAAUUAGAGGAGGAAAAGAAGCUGACCACGUAUGAUGUUAACGACUUCAAUUUUCAAGCAAGUCCCUCAACUUCCUCUCCUGUAAAAGAUAACUUGGAACAGGCUCCUACUGAAUCGGUGAUUGCAGAUGAUGCUAAAGUAAACACAACUGAAAUUGAUUCUUUCCAAAAUGAAAAAAUGGAAUCACAUGCCAGUGUACUACAAGAACCUAGUUCUCUUUCUCAGAAGCCUGAAGUUGAUGGCGAACAGCACAGACAAUCUAUGAAAACAUUUGCUUCAGACCAACUGGAGACUGAGGGAAAGAAAUCUGUACAUGGGUCAAGGAAGUUCAGUAAUCCUGCUUUUGUUGCUGCACAUUCAAAAUUUGAAGAGCUGAGUUUAACGGCAAAUUCAGGUAGGUCAAGCAGUUUGUUCAAUCAAGACGCAUCUGUUGAAUCUCAAGCAGAUACCUCUUCGGUUAUCACAGAUACUGCAUAUAAAUCAAAAGAGUUAUUUUCUGAGAAUUCUGCUCCCUAUCCUUCCAGAAUUGGUGGCUCUGAAUGUGGUACUGAACUCUCCAUUUCUUCAACUCUGGAUUCACCUGACAUAUCAGACGUUGGGACUAUGGAAAAUGAGCAUGAUGCAAAAAAUUUAGCAGAAGCCAUAAAUAAUCCUGAAAAUAAGAUUGAUCAUGGUGUUGAGGGAAAAGCUCUGUGUGCCACUCCAACUUCUAAUUUACCUAACUCUGAUUUGAAUCCAUUAGAAAUUGUUGAUGAGGUCGAUGACAAUGAGGUUCACUCAGUGAUGCUUGGGGAUUCUAAAGAGCCUGCUGCUGAGCCCAAGAAGAAUGCAUCUGAACUGUUGGGAGAGAAGACAGACACCGGUCUGCAUGAUUCCAAGUUGUCUCCAGAAGCUUCACCAAGAAGCCAUAUGACCAUCCCUGAAUCCCAAGGAACACCUUCAAGUCAGGUAUCUGUGAAAACUAAAGAGAGCAAAGUCAACAAGAGUGGAUCCAGCAAUAGACGGAGAACACUGUCUGCUGCUAACAAGUCUCCUGCAAAUGCAAAUUAUGAUUCAGGCUCAAGAGGUAGUAGAGAACAAUUGCCAAAAGAUCAACUGAAUGGCAAGAGACGAAAAUCCUUUGGCUUGGUAAAACCUGAUCAUGCUGAUCAAGAGCUUGGAGAUAAUAGUAGUAACAAUAGUUCUCUUCCCCAUUUCAUGCAAGCUACUGAAUCUGCUAGGGCCAAGAUAAAUGCAAAUAACUCUCCAAGAUCAAGUCCAGAUGUACAUGACCAAGACAUUCCUGUUAAGAAGAGACAUUCCUUACCUGGUGCAACUGGAAGGCAGGAUUCUCCACGCAUCCAACGAUCAACAUCUCAUGCCCAGCAGGGCGCAAAGGGAAAUGGUGUAAAUGCUCUUCAUGAGAGAAAAUGGCUGAGGUGAAUUGACACUUGACAGAUUUAGUGUAUUCAACAUUGUUCAACAAUAGUUAAUGAUGAGUCCUGCGGUGGCACAUUGGCAGUUUGUAAUUCUAAUUCCAUUUACGUCCUUUGCUUUCCCUCUCUGCCCCCCAAAAUUUGAUGAUGAAGUUUGGCUGUGACAGUUGGGUUUGCGGGGGAACUUAUAAGCCUAGAAAUUGUCAAUUGAGUGAGGCUCUUAUGUACAUUAUUGUACUUUCACUGUUAUUCUUGAGUCACACAUAGUGUGGUAUGAUUCUUAAGUUACAGACUACUUGUGUUUGUGAUGUCACUUUGUGUUUGUUAAAAAUGUUUUGUUUGUCUGAGGCAUCUCCCGAUUUUUCUUAGGCAUUGCCUGCUUGUAAUGAGUUGAAUAUUUGUAUUUUGACUUCAAAGCUAUUUUGAUAAAGGACAAAGAGAGUAAAUUAAUCUUUUUUUUUUCACGUU